AUGGGAUCUUCACCCGCGUGUACGAUCUUGUUUGAUGACAAUGUGCACGGUGUGUUUUUUGCUGGCCAAAAAUUCACUGGCACAGUCGAUAUUGAUCUUCCGAAGGCGAAGAAAGUGAAAGGAAUUUCGCUAAAAGUAACCGGAUUAGCACGUGUCCUGUGGUCGGAAACGUACGGCACUGGUACGACGAUCGUAUUCCAAGGAAAGGAAGAUUUCCUCAAACAUUCCAUGGACUUUGUACGCUCAGAAACGGAUGAACCGAUCGUGGUGGAACCGGGUCGUCAGGUGUACAAGUUCGCUUUGGUGCUACCAACCACACUGCCCACGUCCUUUGAAGGCGAUUAUGGCUACAUUCGCUAUACGGUUCGAGUCGUGUUUGAACGGCCGUGGAAGUUUGACCAAAGCUACAAAAUAGCAUUCACCGUGGUGAAUCAGCUGAACCUCAACACCGUGUCGCCUCCAGUGAACGUGGCGGUAGUGCAAGAGCACAUCAAACACUUUUACUGUGGUCCGUGCCGUUCCCCACCGCUCGCCAUUAACGUGCUGCUGCCGAUGACGGGAUACGUCCCGGGACAGUUUAUUCUCGCCAAGGCGGACAUAUCGAACGGCUCCAAUAAGUCUAUCAGUGAGGUGAAGCUGAAGCUGCGCCGCCGAGUGAGAUACUGCAGCAAAACACCGUACGAUCAUGUGCGCUCUGUCUACAACACGCUAGCCAAGUUUCAGUGCAGUGGUGUCGAUGCCAAGGGUUCGGCAGGAUACGAACGACGGUUUCUCGUCCCUUCCGAAGCUCCGACUCGCAGCGACACCAUCAUCCGCAUCGAGUACUUCGUGGAGGUCACUGCCAAAGUGGUGGGUAUGGCCUACAGCCCGCAGGUGCGAAUUCCCAUCACAAUCGGAACGGUGCCGCUGAUGAACCUCAGCCAACGACAGCAGAGGGCGUCCAUUGUCGAAGCACACAUGACGACCGCUUCCUCCUUACCACGAAAGCUCUUCCACGGCAGUGUGCAGUCGCUUAUGGUUCCUCACACAUUUGAAAAGUCCGCUGGUCGUGUCGAUGUUAACAUACUGGAGGAUGACGAGGGCCCGUCGUUGGGUACGGUGCCAUUUUCACCGCGCUAUCCGAUGUACCAUUUCGACACAGAUAAUACACCUGGGAGGCAGAGUGUCGUGCCACCGUACCAGCAUGUCCAAGCAGCACACACCAAAGCAGAUAAAAUUCCACCGAACAACCCACCAACGGCGGACCGAUAG
Anopheles marshallii is the source of this 1251-nucleotide messenger RNA. RefSeq names its product arrestin domain-containing protein 17-like. NCBI's taxonomy places the organism in Eukaryota, Metazoa, Arthropoda, Insecta, Diptera, Culicidae. The transcript has 4 exons. Bases 1 to 1251 code for a protein of 416 amino acids. The record is from RefSeq and is a predicted model, not a curated record. Gene Ontology annotation, cellular component: cytoplasm. Gene Ontology annotation, biological process: protein transport.